Messenger RNA from Durusdinium trenchii, 2662 nucleotides. The record is from the annotation of a GenBank genome assembly. NCBI's taxonomy places the organism in Eukaryota, Dinophyceae, Suessiales, Symbiodiniaceae.
CCAGGGUCGGCUGAGGCCCACUGGGCCCAUCUGGGCCCAUCUGGGCCCUGGGUUCUUGGGAUCGCCCCAAGCUUAGCUCCCCACCGGUGACCUGUCACCGGUCCCACCGGUCACGCCGACACCUCCGGAGCCUUCCAUGGCACGCUGCACGAAGUGGGACUUCCUUGAGGACGAUCCUGACUUGGAUGAGGAAGGUCAAGCGGCCUUUGCAGAAGCCUCCGAGUUGCGCGAGCAGGCCAAUGCCUUAGCUCAUCAUGCACGCAGCAAGGAGCUGCCCGCGCGGCAAGAGCUUCUCCGGGAGGCUGUGACGAUGUACGGGCGUGCCGAUGCGUUGCUGAAGCCUCGUGUGUCUACUGCGCUGGAAAAGGCGGCCGUGCCUGCUGCGUUGGCAGCGCGAGAGCUGGCGCUCCAGUGCCGAUUGAACGCUGCAUGCCUCGCCCUGGAGGCUGCCACAGUUCCUUCAACUGGGAGCAGCGGCCUGAAGAAUGCGGAGCAGGCCGAAGAGGCUUCCAGACGUCUGGCCUUGGAGGCCUUGCAGCUGGACGCGACGAACCCCCAUGCUGCGCUGCUGCUGGCGCGCUGGGGUGCGCUGCUGGAGAAGCGGGAGGCGUCCGAAGUUGCGCAAUGGCUGUCUAAAGCCAAGCGUUGGGCACAGGAGCGAAAGGAUCAGGAGGCACUGGCUCAGGCCGAGGCCCUGGACUCCCAGCUGCAUCCCCCACCCAGCUCCUGGGGCAAAGAGGCUUCGGACUGGCUGCGGAUGGGCGUCCAUCUUCUUAAGCAGGGCAAAGCUCCAGAGGCCAAGAAGCUUUUCAUGCAGACCGUGGACUAUUUGGAUCAACAGGGGCUGAUGGAAAGCUUUGCGGCCACGGAGCAGUUUGCCGAUGCCGUGCGCUGUGGGCAGAGGGCCACCUCCUUGUUGAACUCGACCAGACCAGGAAUGCAGGUGCCCUUUGCUGAGCCGGAGCUCUCCAGGCGAGAAGGGCUUCUGCACCUUUCAAUUGGCCAUGCGGCAGAGGCCAACGGCGAGAAGGAUGCACUGCGCCACUUUCGACUUGCAGCUCAAGCUUUGCAGAGGUCGGGCUCGGAUGCGGCCUCGGAGGGCGUAGCGGUGCUGGAGCUGGGGAAGAGGCUAGUCAAGGAAUCCAAAGCAGAUCCAGAGGCCUUGGACCUGGCGGUGCCUGUGCUGGAGCAUGCCAUAUCUUGCCUGAAGCGAGCUCAGGGCAGGAUUGGCGAGGAGAAAGGCACCAAGCCCACGGAAGAGGUGUGCCAGAGGCUACGCUUCCGGGAGCUACAAGCGCAAGCAGCUCUUUGCGAGGCUUAUCAAAUCCGUGGAGACCGUCCAGAUGCUGAGGAGGUGAUUGAAGCCUCCAAGUACCUACUGCCCAAAGCCGGUGGCCUUGCGCUGGAUUGGGCGGAGCUGUGUGGCAAAUGGGCCUUCCACGCGGCCAAGGCAGGGAAGCUGGACGAAGCGGAAGAAGCCUUAAGGCUCAAGUGGAAUCUCUCAGGAGGCAAAGACACCCCUGAGAAUGCUGCGUUGGAGAUUGAGGACAAAGCUCCUUGUCCAUUUCAGCAGCGAUGCAUUCAGCUUCAACAAGAGGCUUUGCAGAGUCUGGCCCUGGUGCAGCAGAAAGCACAGAACCCUGUGGGGGUUCAGGAGUCGCUGGGUUUGCUGAGCCAAACCGGAGCGCAAGAGGGUGAGAUGGAGCGGCACUUGCAACGCCUGGCACCAGCUCCGGGAGCGUCCAAGGAAGCUUCCUGUUGCCAGAAAUACAUGAAGCACUUCGCCUUGCACAAAGGUGCAAGGCUUUGGUUGGCGUGCCUUGCUGCCGUUGCAGCGGUGUUGCUGCAGAAGACCAUGAGUGGGCAUCCGUCAGAGCAGCUGCUGAACCAGAGCGCAGGUCGUCGGCUCGCUGUGACAGCUGCCCUCAGUUCCUUGGCAGUGCCGGCAGUGGCCCAAGAAGGUGUUCCUGCGAAGGUGGGCGGUAGAGCUUCCAAGUGGUUUGGUUCCUAUGAUGAUCCCAAGCAUCCAGCCUGUGAACGCAAUGUGGUCAUUGCCUUUGACGGCACCAAGGGGAAGAUCGAUGGAUAUGACAAAAGUGGGGCCGGUGAUGAAGGACAAUUUAACUGCCGAAAGCGAAGAGAUGUGACAUAUUAUGAUUGGAGUUUGAAGGUGAAGUUGGCCAACAAAGAUGCCAAUGAGAUUGUUGUUGAAGAGACUGGGAGGGAUGUGGUGGAUCGAAAGCGCAUCAACGAAGCUCGAGAAACGGUCGGCAAAUGGGACAAAGAUGGAAUCCUUUGGCCAGAUGGCACCAAAUGGGUGCAAAGGAAGUGGGAGCGCGGUCCGUUGGGCAUGGCCUUGGCCUUCGCCAGCCUCCAUCAUUGGCCUGACAUCAAAACCAUCAAAGAGCUUGUGAAGAGGUCCAUUGAGAAGCAGAUUGACCUGGUUGAUGUGGCGGAUUGUCCAAGCCCAGAACGGACCUGUGCAAUUUGCUUGGAGGAACUCCAAGGUAAUGAGCAUGUGAGGCAGCUACCAUGUCAGCAUUGCUAUCACGAAGAGUGCUUGGUCACUUGGGGAGCCAGUGGAUACUUCGGAGUAUCAAACACCGCAAGACUUGCUUGUCCUCUUUGCCGGAAAGAUCAUACCAUCGAUGUCGAAGUUUGA